Spodoptera exigua (beet armyworm) is the source of this 804-nucleotide messenger RNA. NCBI's taxonomy places the organism in Eukaryota, Metazoa, Arthropoda, Insecta, Lepidoptera, Noctuidae. The record is from the annotation of a GenBank genome assembly.
AUGGGGUCGGUGAACGGGCAGUGGAUUACAUACCUGAUGAAUUCUGUGUAUACUUGGUGUCGUGAUCACCGGCUCCAUCAUCGUUACUCCGACACGGAUGCCGAUCCUCACAACUCAAAGCGUAGCUUCUUCUUCUGCCAUAUCGGCUGGCUCAUGCAUAAGAAACAUCCGUAUGUUAAAAAAUUUGGCAAGAUUAUCGACUUGAGCGACUUGCAAAACGAUUGGAUGGUGAUGUUUCAGAAAAAGUAUUACAAAAUCUUGUACCCGAUAUUGGCAAUAUUAUUCCCAGUCUGGGUCCCAGUGCGUUACUUCGGUGAGACUUGGUGGAACUCUUUAUUAGUCAGUUACUUUGCUCGCUACGUAUGUCAGUUGCAUGGUACCUGGUGUGUCAAUAGUGUUGCACACCUCUACGGCACAAGACCAUAUGAUAAAAAUUUACAAGCUGUGGAAUCAUGGUUUGUGUCCUUUUUAAGUCUAGGCGAGGGUUGGCACAACUACCACCACGCGUUCCCCUGGGACUACAAAGCGGCUGAGUUGUCAAUGCACUUCAAUCUGUCUGCCAGUAUCAUACGAUUCUUUGAAAGGAUUGGAUUGGCUUAUCAUUUAAAAUCUGCAUCUGCUCAUAUAGUUGCUAGCCGUAUAAAAAGAACAGGUGACGGCACUCACCACAAGAUGGGCACAGAAGAAGCACGCACGGCAGUGACAGCGUGGGGUCCAUUGCACCCACUCAACCCGACCUACACCACCACACUCAAGACCCCAGACGCCAUUCUCAAACCCGAAGAACCAUCACUCUACCAAUGA